Messenger RNA from Amphiprion ocellaris (clown anemonefish), 3917 nucleotides. It is a transcript of the gene st8sia5, whose product is annotated as ST8 alpha-N-acetyl-neuraminide alpha-2,8-sialyltransferase 5. Gene Ontology annotation, biological process: N-glycan processing; oligosaccharide metabolic process. Gene Ontology annotation, molecular function: alpha-N-acetylneuraminate alpha-2,8-sialyltransferase activity. The record is from RefSeq and is a predicted model, not a curated record. The transcript is spliced from 9 exons. The coding region runs from base 778 to 2187 and encodes 469 amino acids. Lineage: Eukaryota; Metazoa; Chordata; Actinopteri; Pomacentridae.
UGUGAGGAGAUUCCAGUGGAAAUGCUCAUUUUAGAUGCUGUAAUCUGUUCAGUUCAGUGGCAGCUUCUGUUCGGGUGAUUUGCUCGGUUGUAGAAGUUGUGGGCGCGCAGGUGCAUCCUUGAAAAGCAGACCAUGACCUUGGGUUUUGGCUGAGUAAGGAGCAUGUGAAUGAAACGCGGCGCGCCCCCGGCUGCCAGGCUGAGAAAAGGCGCAUCCUCCUGCUUCUGCAUUUCAGUCACGCAGCUUUGCUCAGAUUGGAGAUGAAGCAUGAGGGAUGUGUGUGUGUUUUCGUUUUUUGUUUUUUUCAACUCCUGUCCAGCUCAUCGGUAAUUUAAAGACAUAAAUCGCGCUUUGCGUCGACGCCUUUGCUUUGUUUGCGUCGAGAUUUUCCGGAUUUAUCGCAGACUGAGAGCGCGUAAUUUUGGAUCAUCUGCAUUGCUUGCAUCCGACCGAGCGACCGCAUGUCGUCGAGGCGAGUAGCGCGAAAACAGAAGUCAAGAAUCUCAAAUUAUAUAGCUUAUGAUAUUUAAUGUUUUUGCACCUGCGUCUGCAAUAGAUAUAUAAACAUCAUUUUGGAAUUGGGGUGCAGGGUCGAUAAAAAAAGCGAUACAUUGCGAUGCUCACCAUCCAGCGCCAGUGAUGCUGCGGUCAGACAGCAGCAAAACAGCCUAGAAAGGUGAUGGACGAUGUCCAGUCCAGCGGGUACAAGACACCUGCCAUCCCGGUCCUGAAUGCAGCGCAGAGAGACACCUAAGCGGGUCUCACCGUCAGCCCUGGAUGCUGCGCCGAAGGAUGGGAUACUCCGACCCAUCGUCGGGUAAAGAUAUACUCGGCAAUAGGUCUCUUUGUUUCAUAUUUAUUUGCGCAUUUGGACUCGUCACACUUUUGCAACAGAUUCUCUAUGGGAAAAACUACAUCAAGAGUGCACAACAGUUUAGCCGACUCAAAGGGGACGAGACAGGAAAUUGGACCGGUCCCGUUAAUUUCUCGGAUGAUGGAUCUCUGAAGCCUGCGAGAAAUGGAAGGAAAAGAUGUUUCCGUCAGAAUUUUCAGCCAGAUUCACAGCUCUCCGUAAUAGUCACACCCUGCCUAGCCGAUAUUAAGAAGAAAAAAAAAAGGUAUCUGGAAAACUAUGAUGGCUCCUUUGAGUACAACUCUACUGCAUGCAGGGAGCUCAGACAGGAGAUUAUGGACGUCAAAGUCCUGACAAUAAACAUGGUUAAUCGGAAAAAUCAGGGCCAUGGGUGUCCUCCCUCACUCUACAAGUCUCUCUGCCUGUCUGCCAGGGUGAAAACCUCAGAUCUGUUUGAGAGGUGGCGGAACCUGCAGGUGUGUAGGUGGGAGCAGAACAAGGAGGAGACCAGCAACUUUAAGAUGUCUCUGUCUCGCUGCUGCAAUGCUCCGUCCUUUCUGUUCACCACCAAGAGGAACACUCCUGCAGGGACCAAGCUGAGGUACGAGGUGGACACCAGUGGUAUCCUUCCCAUUACCACCGAAGUCUUUAAGAUGUUCCCAGAUGAUAUGCCAUAUUCCAAAUCGCAGUACAAGAAAUGUGCUGUCAUUGGAAAUGGCGGCAUCAUCAAGAACAGCAAAUGUGGAAAGGAAAUUGACUCAGCAGAUUUUGUUUUUAGAUGCAACAUACCACCCAUCAAUGACAAGUACUCGGCAGAUGUUGGCACUAAAACAGAUCUGGUGACAAUAAAUCCAAGCAUUAUUACUGAGAGAUUCCAGAAGCUGGAGAAAUGGCGGCGACCGUUUUAUGAAGUUCUCCAGAAUUACGAGAACUCCUCAGUGGUGCUACCGGCCUUCUACAACACCCGCAACACCGACGUUUCUUUCAGGGUCAAGUACAUGCUGGAUGACUUCGACUCCCAGAGAGGCGUGUUCUUCUUCCACCCGCAGUACCUGCUGAACGUGCAGCGUUUCUGGGCCGUGCAGGGCGUCCGGGCCAAGCGGCUCAGCAGCGGCCUGAUGCUCGUGACCGCCGCCUUAGAGAUGUGCGAGGAGGUCCACCUCUACGGUUUUUGGGCCUUCCCCAUGAACCCCUCCGGCAUCUUCAUCACUCACCAUUACUACGACAACGUCAAGCCGCGGCCCGGCUUUCACGCGAUGCCCCAUGAAAUUUUCAACUUCAUCCACAUGCAUACACGUGGGAUCAUCAAUGUGCACACGGGGCAGUGUACGUGAUUUGUCUGCAGUAAUGUGUGAGCGCAACAUUUUACCUUUUAGUUUGUUCCUUUUCUGCUUCAUCUCAGUUCACUAUUUCCUCCCUAGUUAAACAGAGAGUUGGCCUUUGGAGCGCACACUUCUUCUGCUCCCAUUAAUUCAACUACAUGUUGAAAAUUGCUUGCUUUAAUUGCCAACAAAUUUCUCUAUUCAACGUGUACCUUAAGUUUCUUACUUAGCCAGUUGAAUCGCUAUGGUUAUCUCUGACUGACCAUAGGAUGCUUGUUUUUAAUGUGAAAAGUGGUCUUCAUAGUGAUGUUGUUUCUGUGAAGUUUUCUAGUGGCUCUGCUGUACAGAGGUGUUGUUUUCUACUCGAUUGCACAGAUAUUUACGCUGAAACGGGGCUACAGUGGGAGUCUUUGUGCCCCUCAUCCCAGUUCUCUCUAUCUCUUCUUCUCUAUCUUGGACACUCUGUGGGUGUGGCAGCUUUUAAUGUUUGUGUAAAACAAAGCCUGAACCUUCAUAUUGAGCUAAUAUAAAAAAACAAAACUAAAGAAAAAGGAUAAAAUUGUACAUCUAAUUGUCUACUUUUGUAAUCUAUUUCCUAUUCACCAGAUUCAUUGGGUGAAUAUUUUGAAAACCCUAUUGAAAUGGCCUGUUUUCAGCGGCCUACUUACCCCCAUUCAAAAACAAUCCGAUAUUUCUGGUGAAAAAUUAUCGGAGCACGUUUGUCGUGGUUUUGGAAACCAUCUCAGCAAAACUUUGACUUGCACGGCCAUCCGAUUUGUAAAGCUACAUAGCACUGUUGAGCAACCCAGCCUCUCGCUGUCAUUCAUGUCUUAAGCCAUAUUGCCUUAUGAGGUAUCGAACCCCUCUGUAUGAUCUGCAAUGCACCCGAGUGCUUUGCUUAUCUACAAAUACAUCAUCAUCAAACUAAAAUCUUAGUUUGUCUCUUGAAUUAAAGGACACUUAAGACUUGCUAAGGUAUAGAAAUCCAUGUGCAGUUCUCAGCAUAUAUUCUAUUGGAACUACUCCCUGUAAGCUCCAUUCAUAACCAUGUAAUGCUCUGCAUGACUUUAUACUUGGCGUUGUGUGUGCCUGCUUCAAUGAUCACUGAAAUAUGUUUACACUUAAGCCUCUAUCGAAGCUCACAGUGCUUUUAGAGAUGUAUUCACGAACCUUUUCACAGAGAGAUUCAAGUGAAAUGUGUAAUGCAGUUCUCAUUCACAAUAGAUGCAAGAAUGAAGAUGGUUGCUGCCCCUGUGCGAAGUGCUACAACACGUUUAUUACUUUCAUUUUCCACUUUAAACUGUGAACAUUCAGUUUGCACUCAAAGCGAGCAUUGUGCAUUUAAGUACUGGAAAGCUGUGUAGGUUUUUACUGUUUAUUUUGAUGCAAAAGAUUUUAAAAGAUUGUAAAUUAAUAGUUUUGUCACUCGUCUGUUCAUGCUCGUCCAUUAUUUGCUUUGCAUUUGAGUGAUGCACUGCUAAUACGAUUUAAACAUGCUGUUUCUUUACCAUCUAUAAAGACUCUUUGUGUGUUUAUGCACAAGAGACAAAUAGGAACACCAAAAAUUUUUGGCUUAACCACUAAAUUGUUGUAUGUCACAGCUGAAUUAAGAAUGAAUAAGGAGAGGAACUGGUCUAUGUAAUGAAUGGAGGUAAUAUAUAACACAGUGCUUCUUAACUGACUCUGGAUCAUUUCUUUCUACUGGAACUGUGUUUGUAAAUAAACUUGUUUGGAUUUUCUCA